AUGCCUCAAGCCAAGUUUUGUAUUGCCAGUCCAUCUAGUGCUGGAUGGGCAGGGAGGGAGUUUGUCCUAUCAUUCCUGCAGAAUUAUAAUACAAAUUAUGAUACUCCUUGCUUUAAGCUCCUCAUCACUGCCAUUCAGCCCAAUGCUAAAGUGGUAGUGCAAGUGCCUACCUUAAAAUUUAAGGAAGAGAAAAUUCUAAAUACUGGAGAUGGGAUCACUGUCAGUCUCCCUGCUGCUGUUGAGAUGUCUGGCAUUGUGAAGUCUCUCAACACCGUGCGUAUUGAAGCCUCAGCAGAUGUGUCUGUGUCUUCAUUCAGUUCCAAGUUGUACACGGGAGACACCUCUGUGGUGCAUCCUAUCACUGACUGGGGUACAGAGUAUGUCAUAUUUACACCUGAAGGAUCGCCCGCUGGCUCCUUCAAAGAGUUCGCUGUGACAAAUGGAAAAGAGAGCAACAAAAUAGAGAUUUCUCCAUAUGGUCUAAUCAAAUUCGAGGGUAAGGCCUAUCGGCUGGGCAGUCGCAUGGUAAUAGAUCUUCAGCCAUAUGAGAGUAUCCAGCUUCAGAGUGAGGAAGACCUUACAGGCACCCAAGUUACUUCCCAACGCCCUGUUGCUGUUUUCACGGGUCACACUUGCACCUGGCAAUUUUCAAGAUGUGACCAUGUUUAUGAGCAGCUACUGCCAGUAAGUAGCUGGGGAUCCAACUUUAUUGUGCCUCCCCUGAAACACCAGACCAAAUAUGAUAGUGUCUACCUCCAGGCCUCCCAGCCCACUCAAGCCACCGUGCAAUUAGGCAACCGUGAACAGACUAUAAGGUUGGUCAAAGGGCAGAGGACGGAGUUCCGCUUCACCAAUCCUUUAACAAUGUCCCUUAAGUGUGAUCAUGGCAUCCAGGUGUUGCUGCUCUUCAAUGGUGUCACACUGGACGGGGGUAAAUUCUAUGAUCCUUUCUUGAUAAACAUCCUGUCCACAGAUCAGUUCUGUACCUCUUAUUCACUAGAAGCUCUAGAAGGCUUUGAAAAUCAAGCCUUGUUUGUGGCACAGACCAAAGCAACAGCAGAACUUCGUAUUGAUGGUGCAAACCUGGCCGAUGUCCAGUGGAAGCCAGUUACAGGGACAGAUUUCUCUUGGGCUUUCAUGCCCUACAGCACCACAUCUGGCAAAAGCAGACACACUGUGUCCAGCUCUGGUUCCAAGUUUGGUCUCUACAGUAUAGGUGUCGGCCAGAUGACUGGUUAUGGUUCCCCAGCACAAUGUUUACAGCCAGGAAGUGGAUCUUUGUCCUGUAGUAGUAUCACCUGCAGUGACAAUGAGGUGUGUGAGAUGAAGGAAGGGUAUCCCUCCUGUGUCCCCAAACCUGUGGAAACCAAGCCUGGUACCUGCUGGGCUAUGGGAGAUCCUCACUACCGUACCUUUGAUAACCGAUACUUUGACUUCAUGGGUACCUGCACGUACGUCAUUGCUAAAAACUGUGGAAAGGAUGAUAAACUUCCAGCCUUUGAGGUCCUCGCCCAGAAUGAGAACAGAGGAAGCCUUAGGGUGUCUUAUGUCGCGCGGGUCAUAGUGAAGGCGUAUGAUGUCACUAUCACAGUAGUUCGGUCUGAGACCGGUCGUGUAAGGAUUAACAACACUCUGUGGAGUUUGCCCUUAACCUUGAACAACAACCAGCUGAAUUUAUUUCAGAGUGGCCGCUCUGUGGUCAUUGAAGCUGCUUUUGGUCUGACAGCCCGUUAUGACUGGCAACAGUAUCUUGAGGUCACUCUGUCUGGCAGUUAUGCUGGUAAAACUUGUGGUCUCUGUGGCAAUUUCAAUGGCAAUCCCAGUGAUGAUUUCACCACACCCUCUGGCACCCAGGCAGAUGGGCCCUUGGCCUUUGGGAGCAGCUGGAAGGUGCCUGGGCCGGCUGACAAUCCUAAGUGCAGAGAUGACUGUGUGGGUGGGUGUGAGCGCUGUGAGGACAGCCAGAUGGCAAAGUGGCAGGGUGACAUGUUUUGUGGGCUCCUCACAGUUGUAGAAAAUGGACUAUUCCGCAAAUGUCAUUCUGUCAUUGACCCUAAAGUAUACCUGGAGAACUGUAAAUAUGAUCUCUGCAUGGGAGGUGGCCUUCGACAUUUUCUUUGCAGGUCACUGGAAGCUUACACUGAAGCCUGCCAGCUUGCUGGGAUCCAGAUUCCAGAGUGGAGGAUAACUGCACAAUGCCCUGCCGAUUGUCCAGCCAACAGCCACUAUGAACUCUGUGGCAGUUCCUGUCCUGCCACUUGUUCUGAUCCUAAGGCCCCUACCAAAUGCAAACGCCCCUGUGUGGAGACAUGCACCUGCAACACAGGCUUUGUUUGGAGCGGAAGUCAGUGCGUGCCUGAAGCCCAGUGUGGCUGUAGCUACGAGGGUCGAUACAUCCCUGUUGGGGAGUCAUUCUGGGCUGACCAGGGCUGUCAGCAAUGGUGUACGUGUGUUGCUGGUAGCAGACGUGUGGAGUGCAAGAAUAAAGGCUGUGGGGCAGGGCAGCAGUGCCAGGUAGUAGAGGGCAUAAGAAAGUGCCAAGCUGUCUCUGAGAGCACCUGCCAGGCCACAGGUGACCCCCAUUAUGUGACCUUUGACAAGAAGAGGUUUGAUUUCCAGGGCACAUGUGUAUACCAACUGGCUGCACUCUGCUCUAAGAACCCUGAGUUGGUGCCUUUUGAAGUGCUGGUGCAGAAUGAUCACCGGGGUAGCAAAGUGGUUGCCUACACCAAGUUAGUAGAGAUCAAGGUGUAUUCCCUCAGCAUUGUCAUUACUAAGACACACAAGGGCCUGAUUAUGGUUAAUGAAGAGUUGGUCAACCUGCCUGUCACUCUGGCUGAAGGACAGGUGUCUGUGUAUAAGAGUGGCUUGUAUGCUGUUGUCACCGUAAACUUUGGUCUCAAAGUCACCUUCAACUGGGAGAGUGCAGUGUUUGUUACACUGCCGAGCAACUACAUGGACGCUGUUUGUGGCCUCUGUGGCAACUAUAACGGCAAACCUCAGGAUGAUUUGAUUCCAAAGAACGGUGACAAACCCGUUUCCCAAGCAGAGUUUGGUACCAGCUGGAAAGUGGCCGACAUCCCAGGCUGUGUUAAUGGCUGUAAAGGAGUCUGCCCUGACUGUGACAUUAACCAGAAGGUUCAGUAUGAGAAAGGAGAUUUCUGUGGCAUAUUGCGGGACCCCAAAGGGCCUUUCCGUGAUUGCCAUGCUAAGGUGGACCCAGCUGGCUACUUUGAAGACUGUGUUUAUGAUGUUUGCUUGUAUAAGGGCAAAAAGGAUGUGCUGUGUCAAGCUAUUACAGCAUACACAACUGCCUGCCAGUCUGCGGGUGCCAAGGUGUACUCUUGGAGAACCAAUGAGUUCUGUGCGGUGAAAUGUCCAGCCAACAGCCACUAUGAAGUUUAUGCAGACCCCUGCCCUGCCACUUGCCAGAGUCUGGGCCCUCCUGUAGGCUGCCAGGGUCAAUGGAAAGAGGGCUGUUCCUGUGAUGAGGGGUACAUGCUCAGCGGAGAUAUCUGUGUUCCCUACUCACAGUGCGGCUGCUUCUACAAGAACAACAACCGCUACUAUCGCAUCGGUGAAGUGUUUUAUCCCAGUGGGGAGUGUCAGGAGGAGUGCAACUGCACACAAAGUGGACAGGUUGUAUGCAAGAAGUUUUCAUGUGGCCCUAAUGAGAAGUGUAAAGUAGAAGAUGGCAUCCAAAAAUGUCACCCCGUUGGUAAUGCGACCUGCCACGCCUCUGGUGACCCCCAUUACCGCUCUUUUGAUGGGCAAACAUUCGAUUUCCAGGGCACCUGCACCUACACACUCGCAAAGAGCUGUGGCCUGGAAGGCACCCGUCUGGUGGCCUUUUCUGUUGUUGUGGAGAAUGUGGAGUGGACCCAGAUGAACGUCAAAGGGGUGUCUGUCACUAAGAUGGUUGCUGUGGAGGUCUAUGGCUUCACUCUCAUUAUGAGGAACAACAUGUUUGGAGUCCUGGUAAAUGGGGUGUUUAACUAUCUUCCUGUGAAUCUUAAUAAUGGCGCAGUGCUGGUCUAUCAAGAAGGCAUGCGUUAUGUUAUUGCAAUGGAUAACGGGGUGGUUGUCACUUAUGACCUGGUCUUCCAUGCAACUGUCACAGUACCUGGUAAUUACCGUGACAAGGUCUGUGGCUUGUGUGGCAACUUCAACGGUAACCAAAAAGAUGACUUCCAAAUGCCCGACCGCCGCCUCGCCAACAAUGCGAAUGCGUUUGGAAAAUCAUGGAAGGUCACCAUUCCUAAUGUGGUGUGCAACGACGGCUGUGAAGGGAAUUCCUGUCCGAAAUGUGACCCAACUCGCAAGGCUAUUUUUUCAAAGCCCACUUACUGUGGUAUUGUUACAGCACCCACUGGUCCUUUUGCAGUGUGCCAUAGUAAACUGGACCCACAACCAUACUUUGAUAACUGUGUGUUUGAUCUGUGUGCUUCCAACGGCGAUGGAAACGUGCUAUGUAACAGCAUUGCAGCCUAUGCCUACAACUGUCACAUGGCAGGAGCAGAUGUCAAAAACUGGAGGACGACUUCAUUCUGUCCCAUGAAAUGCCCAGCCAACAGUCACUAUGAGGAGUGUGCAGACGCCUGCUUUGCACCCUGCCCAGGCCUCACAGAGAUAGUUCAGUGCCCCGCCAGCUGUACAGAAGGCUGUCAAUGUGAUCCUGGGUUCGCAUUCAACGGACAGAUGUGUGUUAAAGAGACUGAGUGUGGCUGCUAUGAGAGAGGAAAAACCUACAAGCCUGGUGAGGUUGUGUAUGAAGAAAACUGUAACACGAAGUGCACCUGUGAUCCAAUGACAGGCCUCAAAUGUGAAAAAUACUCCUGCCCUGCAAGCACCAAGUGCAUGGUCAAGAGAGAGAUCAUGGCAUGCUACAACACAGAUCCCUGCAAAGAUGCUAAUUGUCGGGUCAAGGAGACGUGCCGUGUUGAGAAGGGUGAAGCUGUCUGCAUCCCUGAUUUCACCGGCAUCUGCUGGGCCUGGGGUGACCCUCACUACCACACUUUUGAUGGUUACAACUAUGAUUUCCAGGGUACCUGCAAGUACAUCAUCUCCCAGACUUGUGGGAACCUGGACGGGCUAGUGCCAUUCUCAAUCACGGAGAGGAAUGAUAAUCGAGGAAACGCAAUCGUUUCUUACGUCAGGGAUGUAGACGUAUCUGUGUAUGGGUACACCAUUACCAUGAGCAAGAACCAGAUUGGUCGGGUCACGGUGAACGGGGAGCUGCUGAAUCUGCCUGUACGACUGGGUGAUGGUGAAGUUUCAUUAUACCAGUCUGGUGCCAAUAUAGUGGCGGAGACUAAAUUUGGCCUAAUUGUCACCUAUGACUGCAAUUGGUCACUAUACAUUAAACUACCCAGCAGCUACUACGGUAGUGUCUGUGGUCUGUGUGGCAAUUUCAACGGUAAGACUACUGAUGAGCUCCAGAAUCCAGCCGGUAAAGCUGUGUCCUCAGUUAUAGAAUUUGGCAAGAGCUGGCAAACACCUGACCAGGACAAGGAUUAUCCUUGCUGGGACACAUGUGAGAAAGACUGUCCCACCUGUGAUGGUAACCUGGUUAAGCUCUAUGAGACUGAGGCUACCUGUGGGGCCCUUGCAGCCAAGACCAACGGUGUGUUCCAGCAAUGUCAUGGAAAAGUGGACCCUCAGGCCUUCAUGAACAGCUGUGUGUAUGAUGUGUGUAUGAAUAAGGGAGACAUGAAGAUGUUUUGCCAGGCGUUGGCCUCCUACGAUAAGCAGUGUCGUGAACAAGGAAUAAUAAUCAAGGGCUGGAGGGCAAAGUUUAAUUGUCCAAUGAACUGUCAGCCACACAGCCAUUAUGAAGACUGUGCCAGUGCAUGCCAGCCAUCCUGCCCAUUCCCCGAUGAGAAGAAGAUCUGCAUAGCUUCCUGUGUUGAGGCCUGUGUGUGUGAUACAGGUUACGUUCUCAGUGCUGGUGUCUGUGUGCCAGCUAAAACAUGCGGUUGCUCUUAUCAGGGUCGCUAUUACAAGCCAGGCCAGCGCUUCUGGGCUGACGAGGCCUGCGGUCGCCUGUGUGAGUGUGAUACCAGUCUGCAAAUGGUGACAUGCCGCGAGGCAUCCUGCUCUGCCAAUGAAUUUUGCACCGUAGUUGAUGGAGAGCGUGCCUGCAAGCCCAUCAGUUAUGCCACAUGCACAGCCGCAGGUGACCCACACUACCACACUUUUGAUGGCAAAAAGUAUGACUUCCAGGGCACAUGUGUAUAUCAGCUAGUGGGACUGUGCUCUCAGCAGCCUGGGCUAGUGCCAUUCAAGGUGACUGUGCAGAACGACCACCGGGGCAGCAAUGCCGUAGCCUAUACAAGGACUGUCACAUUUUCCAUAUACGGCAUCACCCUCACCAUCAGCAGAGAAUACCCCAAUAGGGUCCUGCUCAACGGGCAGCUUGCUUUAUUGCCACUGGAUUACAAUAACGUGCUGGUCGUGUUUCUCAGUGGCCGAACAGCUGUAGUAGAGACAGCUGCUGGUAUCACCGUGACCUAUGACUGGUGGAGCACGGUGAGCGUUACUCUGCCCAGCAACUACCAGAGCGCAGUCUGCGGUCUGUGUGGAAACUACAAUGGAAAAGCUCAGGAUGACCUGACCAUGCAGAGUGGCCAGAUUGCCCCUGAUGCAACCAAGCUAGGGGAGAGCUGGCAGGUGGCCACCGUACCAGGCUGUGCUGCAGCCUGCCAAGGGCCAUGGUGCCAGGUUUGUUCAGACUCCCAGAAGAAAGUGUACGAAGCCCAGACGUACUGUGGCAUUAUUGCUGACAAGGCAGGGCCGUUCAGAGAUUGUCACCGCAUUGUGGAUCCUACUCCUUACCUGGAGGACUGUAUGUAUGAUGCCUGUCAGUAUCAUGGUCACCAAGGGUCCAUCUGUGAUGCAGUGAAAACGUAUGUCUCAGCCUGUCAGAGCCAAGGAAUCACCAUCUACUCCUGGAGAACAGACAGUUUCUGUCCAAUGGUGUGUGCAGCUAACAGCCAUUAUACUCUGUGUGCCAGGGGUUGCCCAACCACCUGUGCCAGCCUAACCUCCCUUACCACCUGCCACAGGAAUUGUACAGAAUCUUGUGAAUGUGACCAAAACUACAUACUGAGUGGGGGUACUUGUGUACCUGUAAAAGAGUGUGGAUGCUCAUACAAUGGUCAAUACUAUAAGAAAGGAGAUGUCUUCUACCCUGAAGACAAAUGCAUGCAGCAGUGUGUCUGUGGGGAGAAUGGUGCAGUUACUUGUCAACAGGCCAAAUGUCGUCCAGGAGAGAUCUGUAUGCUUAAAGAUGGAGUGCAAGGCUGCCACCCUGAGGGGCAAGGCAAGUGUGUGGCUUCUGGUGACCCUCACUACAUUUCUUUUGAUGGACGGAAGUUUGAUUUCCAGGGAACCUGUGUCUAUGUAUUGGCCAAGGUAUGUGGUAAUGACAAUGGCCAGCUGACACCAUUCACUGUAACUCAGGGGAAUGUGAAGUAUGGAAAUGGAUUAGUGGCUGUUACCAAGUCAGUUGCAGUGGCAGUCUAUGAUUAUGUCAUCUACAUCCAGCAGGGAGUCCGAUGGAAAGUUACUGUGAAUGAUGAAAUUCUAAACCUUCCUCUCUCCCUGGGUGAUGGGCGUGUCAAAGUCACCCAGGAAGGUCUCAACGUGGUUGUCCGGACAGACUUUGGACUGACGGCGCUCUAUGACACAGUCUAUUACGUUGAGGUGAUUGUGCCUUCUACAUACCAGGGUAAGAUGUGUGGUCUUUGUGGCAACUACAACAAGAACGCUGGUGAUGACUUCAUACUUCCUGGUGGCAAACAAACGAACAACGUUGAUGACUUUGGGAAGGCAUGGGUGGUGGACCUGCCUGGGAAUGUGUGUGGUGGCUGUGGAGGACAGUGCCCAGUAUGUGAGCAGGCCAAGGCUACUUUAUUUGGAAAACCCGACUCCUGUGGCAUCAUAAAUGCACCCAAUGGGCCUUUCAAAGCGUGCUACAGUAAAAUUGACCCAGCAACAUAUGUGUCUCAUUGCAUCUUUGAUGUGUGUGCAUUAAAUGGCAACAAAGAUACUCUGUGUAACAGUGUACAGGCCUACGCUUUGGCCUGCCAGAGUGCAGGAGUUCAAAUCCAGCCAUGGAGGAGCAGCUCCUUCUGCCCUCUUUCCUGCCCUCCCCACAGUCACUAUGAGAUACGUGCAGACACCUGUGGUGGAACCUGUGCCAGCUUUAUUUACCCAUCUUCCUGUCCUGAAAGCAUUUUUGAAGGAUGCCAGUGUGAUGAUGGCUUUGUUUUUGAUGGCAUCCAGUGUGUUGCCUUAGAAAACUGUGGGUGUAUGUAUGACGGCAGAUACCUGACGGCGGGCGAAGCAGUGGUGGACAAAGACUGUAAGUCCAAGUGUGUGUGCCAGGCAUCUGGGCUGGUGAAGUGUGACAAACUGUCCUGCGCCAGUGGGGAAGUUUGUCUUACAAGAGAUGGGGUCAGAGGUUGUUACAUCAAACAGGGCCGCUGCAGCGUCAGCCAACUUGGCCUCCUCAGCUCCUUUGAUGGCGUAUCUGGAGCAAUAGGUGCUCAAGGGGCAUUUGAAAUGGCAUCUCUGUGCGACGUGAAUGCUGCACAGUGGUUCCGUGUGGUUGUGGACGCCAGGGUGUGCACUAAAGGGGCAUCGCUCACUGCUGCCACUGUGCAUGUGUUUUUCAAGGAAACAGUUAUCACAGUUAACAGCCAGCAAGUGACCUGGGUAAACGGCAGGAAAGUUGCCCUUCCCAGCAAAGUGACAAGUGAGAUUUCUGUCCAGAUCUCAGACAAGACCGUUAUCAUCGAGAGGGCAUCUGCUGUACGGGUCACCUACUCAGUUUCACAGGAGGUCAAUGUCAUUGUUGACGGCAGCCUAUCCAGUAAAAUGUGUGGAACCUGUGGCAAUUACAAUGACAACUCCAAAGAUGAUAUGACGACCGCAGAUGGGAAAAUCACCACUGAUAUGUCUGAGGUCAUUGCCUCCUGGAGCGCUGGGGACUUCUCUAGAUGUGGCCUGUAGAGAUGUUGGUUCUGUGGUGAUGGAACACAUCUGCUAUACAGGAUGAAGAAGAAUGUCAAGUCAUUUGGCUAAACUUGCUUGGACUUGCCUACAGCCAGUCUUGCUCAUCAUACCUCUGCACUUCCUCUUAAUUCAUGGCAUGGUUUGGGUUGUUUACUGCUAGUCUGGUUCUCUGUUGUUCUCUUUGGAGUACAGUAAUAAGCAAAAUCUGUCUUAUUAUUGACAAACAUCUCCAUCUAGUGGAGGAGGAAAUUAUAGCAUACAUUUUCCA
Messenger RNA from Monopterus albus (swamp eel), 9286 nucleotides. It is a transcript of the gene fcgbp, whose product is annotated as Fc gamma binding protein. Gene Ontology annotation, molecular function: protein binding. Gene Ontology annotation, cellular component: extracellular matrix. NCBI's taxonomy places the organism in Eukaryota, Metazoa, Chordata, Actinopteri, Synbranchiformes, Synbranchidae. Bases 1 to 9015 code for a protein of 3004 amino acids. The record is from RefSeq and is a predicted model, not a curated record. The transcript is spliced from 22 exons.